AUGGAUGUGUUCAGUAAUCUUUCCAAUGGAACUCCUCCUUGUACCUAUAUGAAGCGACAAAUACAAGAUUCUAGGGGCAGGAAACCAGCUUACGUAUGUACAAGUGCAGAUGGGCAAUAUAUUGCAAUACUAUAUUUUCCUAGAUCUAGUAGAUCGAUAAAAAAGUCACUGUGCCACCUCGAUAAAUCGGUGUCUAGCGCUAUGAAAAUGAAGCUACGCUCGCAAAUCAUAGGGGAAUCCACAGGUUAUGAGAAUGAUGUUCCCCUGUAUACAAGCUACAAUUCUUACUUGAAGUUCAUAACAGAUCUUGAUAAAUUUGAUAUUUACGACGAAAUAGAGGCUUUUAGUGGUUUUUGUGAUGAUUCCACUAAAGCAGAUAAUAAAUCUAAACCACAUCUCAAUGAUGGCAAAAAAAAAUUUCUAAAUUUAAAAAUGGCAAAUAAUAUAGAUUAUAAUGAAAAUUACAACGCUUAUAUUGUGAUAUAUGAUACCUUCUUUAUGAAUCCAGUCACUGAAAUUGUUUUAGAUGAUUUUACCCACCUCACAAAUAAGACUGCACGGGGUAUUUCUAAACGAAUAUUUCACACAUUCUUCAUCAAAUUUGUACUCGGAGACUCUUUCUUACUCUGUUUCAUAAAUGAUACUCUGUGGAUAAUACAUAACAAUUACUUAUCGCACAAUUACUUUCUCAAGUUGACACUGGUGCCUAUCAAAGCCCAUAACUCAAAUGGUGGACCGGUGUCACUGGACACGAUUGACUUGGUUUCUGUCUUAAAAAAUGGGUUUAAGAGCACCACAAAUGAUUUAAUCCAUGAUGAUUGUACACAUACUGGAUUAAUUGGCAAUUUUAUCGAGUUAAAUAAUUUCCCUCUUUACCAGUGCAGCCACGAGGGCUACACCUGUGAAUUGAUUAUACACUAUGAAAAUCAAUUUCCAAUUAGAGCAGCUUUUUGUCAUACACAACAGGCACAUAAUAGGUGUGAUAAGUGUGUGCAUUUGAAGUGUAUUGAAUUUUUUUCUCCAAAAAUUGAACUUGCUAAUAUUACCAGUUUAAGCUGCGUUGCCAGUGCCAUGAUCGUUGAUUGCAAGUAUGUAUACUAUGAUGAAAACGGCUCCACUAUGGAGUGUGAUAAGCCAUGGGUGGAUUAUUCUAAUGGCUUGGAAUUUAUAGAACACCUAAUCACCAUGAAAGAUGGGCAGAUAAUUCUUCCAGCACAAAGCGCCAACCAAUGUUACGAUGUUUACAAAAGGGAAUUUUUUUGUAACAUCCUAAUCGCAACUAUUCUAUCACACAAUACGGGUCUCAUACUUGUUUUGUCAGAUUUAAAUCGCAAUGCAAUAGCGACUACUACCAUUCCACACUCGAAUUCGAAUAGCCCCUUCACAAUAAAACACAGUCACAACUGUAGUUACAUAUGCUGUUAUUCGCAACACCUUUUGGCCAUUAUUAAACUUCAAAGCUCGGCAAAUAACACAAAAACAAAUGCAAACUAUCUCAUGAAUGUUAUAUAUAUGGUGGAUCCUAGUGGAGAUGACGCUGUGGGCGAUUUUGUGGACGUGGCCUUCGGUGGAGACCCUCAGUCUAGAUGGCUGUACAUAUCAAUGCACCGUGGUACUACCAACGACAUUUUGUGUCUAUAUGACCUGAAGAAACUAGAUCGGCAGAGCAUGACACAGGCCAAAGAGUAUACCAGACCUCACAUUGAACUCAACCUCAACAGCACACUAUUGCCCAUGUGUAUACAAAUUGUUACGGUGCCUUGCAGUAACAUGUUGCUAUUGAUGCCUAACCACCAAAGGUAUAUAACGGUUUUAACGCCCGAAUAUGCGGAAAACUGGGAUAACACUGCAACGCGCAACUUCAAGCGAUUCCCCAUUUUCUCAACAAACAAAGAAAUGCUGCAGUUGCACUUUGUUUGGGAGGAUGUACAAAUUGAACCUGUGGCUAAACAAACAACUCUACCCAGUCUUACACGACCCACAUUUUGUUAUCACCGUGGGUGCACUGGGAUAGACUCGCACAUUAAAUAUCUCUAUGCAUUGAAUCUUGAGCUUAAUAUCAGAUAUAACCAGCAUUCCAGCGGCGUUCCUGGUAUCUAUUCAAUUUGGCCAUGUAUGGAAUCUUUGCUUUCUGUUAGCGAUUGCUGUACUAAUGCUGCAGAGAUUAAAUUACCCCCGCUAAGGCGAGUUAGGUACUAUGGGCUAGAUUGUAUAAACAAAUUUCAAACCGAGUGUGAUAAUUGUAUCUCUGAGAGAUUUGAUGGGUCGGGGAUUUGUACUUCUAUAUCCAGAUCGAUAUAUGGCGUGACAACUUCUCUGAUGGAUGAGAUUUAUAGUUUGCACAAAAAAGGGUUACUACGUAGUAACAAUUGGUGCCAGAGCAUGCUUUUCUAUGGCAAUAACUACCUGAAAAUUUUGAAUCAGAUGUUGGAAAUUAUGGCAAGCAACAGUAAUUUGUUUAGUGUUGAACAUUUUAACGACUACGGAGAUAGAUUGGCUAAGCUUAGGGGAUUUUGGUUUGCAAGAAUGGAGGAUAGGGGUAUCGCACUGAGGAAGAAAAGUGCCUCUAGUGUUCCUUUCCAAUCGCUAAACCGCCCCAGCACAUUCCAAAUACUAGAAGAGUAUGCUCAUCUUAUAGCUGAAAAGCUUGAUGAUAAGCGCGCUACAACAUCCAAAAGUGAUAACGUUGAGAAGGCUGCAAAGGUUGCAAGGCGAGGGACUGGAAUUGCUGAUGCCGAUUGCCAGCAAAAGAGAGUGGUUAGAUUGCCAAAUGGAAAUUUAGUGUCUAGCGAUUUAUUAUCUAUCAUUCCUGAAAGUAAGCUACCGUUCUCGGUGUUAAACAAUGCUUCACUGGGGGCCAGAGUGGAUUCACUUGACGAGUUGAAGAGGGGUACUGCAGAGGUAGCACUUGGGAUGUAUUAUCUUAAAAUGGAGUUGGAUGAAAAAAAUGUCAAGCUGCCUAAGAAUCUGCGAAAACUUCUUGCCUUUCUAGCCCAAGCAUCUGUAGCGCAUCACACAUAUGUUAACAGCCAACACCACAACUAG
This is a messenger RNA of Babesia microti strain RI, 3045 nucleotides long. RefSeq lists its product as hypothetical. The transcript has a single exon. Lineage: Eukaryota; Apicomplexa; Aconoidasida; Piroplasmida; Babesiidae. The record is from RefSeq and is a predicted model, not a curated record. The coding region runs from base 1 to 3045 and encodes 1014 amino acids.